CGCAAGAAGAAAAAGCACAAGAAUCCAUUUGGACCCAAGCAUCCAAUGUCUGGUUUUCUCUUCUUCGCUUCUUUUGCACGACCGGACGCUGUACGACAAUAUCCAAAAAGCAAUGUUGGUAUGAUUAGCAAGGUAAUAGCAGAACAAUGGCGUAAAAUGACAGACGAUGAGAAGUAUCCAUGGCAAGAAAAGGCAAAAGCUGACAAGGCUCGGUAUGCAAGAGAAAUGGAAGCA
Halteromyces radiatus is the source of this 234-nucleotide messenger RNA. Its product is annotated as high mobility group protein, related. Lineage: Eukaryota; Fungi; Mucoromycota; Mucoromycetes; Mucorales; Cunninghamellaceae. The transcript has a single exon. The annotation marks the transcript as partial. The record is from RefSeq and is a predicted model, not a curated record.